GGAGGAUCAUCUCUCCCUUGAGUUGACUUUGCCGUUUUAGGGAGAUUAGAUCCAGCUUUCCGCAAACCCACCAAGACCAGAGCAAAGACUGGAGAGGAGACGCCAGGAGCUGAAAUCUGUACCAUCAGUCGGCGGCUCAUGGCCGGUUCCUUGUAGCGGAGCGGCUUUUUCUUAUUUCGGGUUUGUGCGCUUGGCACCGUGCGCAGCUUUCUGUGACUCCAAAGGGAAACCAUAUCUGGUCAAAGUAUUCGUAGCUGUCAUCCAGCAGAGCCGACCGGCUAUUAAUAGCGGCGGAGGAGCUGCGUUGGAAUCCCUGAGAAAACUUGAACAGUUGGCUGCCAUUAUCAUUGUACCUCUGAAUUGGGGAUCAUCAAGGGUUGCAGUUCAUCAUGUCGUUGUUAAAGAAGGAGAUGGACAAGUACAGGGACAUAGACGAGGAUGAACUGCUACAAAAGCUCUCGGAAGAGGAGCUGCAGCGGUUAGAGGACGAAUUAGACGAGCUGGAUCCUGAUAACGCCUUAUUGCCGGCGGGUCUUCGACAGAAGGACCAGACUAAGAAAGCACCAACAGGAACGUUUCAGAGAGAAAACCUGCUGGCUCAUCUGGAAAAACAGGCCACUGAGCAUCCUGACAGGGAGGACCUGGUGCCGUUCACUGGCGAGAAGAGAGGGAAAGCUUUUGUUCCUAAAAAGAGGGUGGACCCCAUCAUAGAGAAUGUGACACUAGAACCAGAGCUGGAGGAAGCCCUGGCCAGUGCUUCUGAUGCAGAACUCUGUGAUAUCGCAGCUAUCCUGGGCAUGCACACCCUAAUGAGUAACCAGCAGUACUACGAAGCUCUGGCAAGCAGCACCAUAGUCAACAAGCAAGGCCUCAAUAGUGUGAUUCAGCCCACCCAGUAUAAACAUGUCCCUGAUGAGGAGCCCAACUCCACUGAUGUUGAGGAAACGCUGCUGAGGAUACAGAAAAACGACCCUGACUUGGUGGAAGUUAACCUCAACAACAUAAAGGUUAGAAUGUUGUAUCAUUUUAAUUAAAACUAAAUACAAUACAUUUGGAAAA
This is a messenger RNA of Cyprinodon variegatus (sheepshead minnow), 1059 nucleotides long. Its product is annotated as tropomodulin-1-like. The transcript is spliced from 7 exons. Gene Ontology annotation, biological process: pointed-end actin filament capping; muscle contraction; myofibril assembly. The record is from RefSeq and is a predicted model, not a curated record. NCBI's taxonomy places the organism in Eukaryota, Metazoa, Chordata, Actinopteri, Cyprinodontiformes, Cyprinodontidae. Gene Ontology annotation, molecular function: tropomyosin binding. Gene Ontology annotation, cellular component: striated muscle thin filament; myofibril. The coding region runs from base 390 to 1034 and encodes 214 amino acids.